GUUACUCCACCUGGGCCACGCCGUGUAGCAAGUCGUUUUUAACAUUUGGUAUAGCAUCUAUCCUGACGCGUCAGUGGGCUAAGAAGAACGCCGAGCACUACAACAUCAACGAUGCCCACCUCUCUCUGGACGAAAUCUCAUAGAUACCCAGUCAUUAUCCUGACACAUCGUCUCCACCAUACAUGUCUGAAUCUCGUAGCGUCUCAGGAUGCACCAGUGUGGUUGGAUCAAUAGCCUUGGCUCUUCACCCAACUCUGGAUCUCACCCUUAGCUUCUUGGAGAUAUGGCAUUGCCCUGUCCUAGCAUGUUUAUCUCUAAUUCAUCCAUUGUGGGGGUUCGUGGGAAGCAUGUUAUCCAAGCCGGGUGAAGCCUCGCCUCGGUAUCACAUAGCCAGGGCGUCUUUUAUGGGGCAUUUUCGGUUUUCUUUUUCUUUGUUUGUCUGGUUUUUCUAUCGUGGCGGCGCCCGGCGUCCCACGGCAGGUGGGAAGGCGUUGGGGCGUUUUUGUUGUCUAUUCAGAGUGCUCUUUUUGCUUCGUGGUCUACCUUCGGGUUUUGCGCCGCUGUCGCUGUUGCUAUCGCCGUUUUUGCCUCGUCCCUGUGGGACAAACUUUUGUGGCUCUUAGCUCUCUACGUUGCGUAAUCUGGAUUUGGGGAUGGGGACAGAAGGAAUUGCAAUAUGCAUGAAAAAGAAUGGCGGAUCACGACUUGUGGGGGAAGGCUGUUCUUCAGGCAUGGAGACAGAAGACCCCUACGAGAAAAUAUUGUACAUACAUUACUUUUGUUCGGUCUUGUUAGGUGAUGACAGACUCUGGGGCUGGGAAAUGAACGCAAAUCAUUAUUAACGAGUAUGUGCCAAAG
Messenger RNA from Lasiosphaeria miniovina, 858 nucleotides. RefSeq lists its product as uncharacterized. The coding region runs from base 183 to 623 and encodes 146 amino acids. The transcript has a single exon. The record is from RefSeq and is a predicted model, not a curated record. NCBI's taxonomy places the organism in Eukaryota, Fungi, Ascomycota, Sordariomycetes, Sordariales, Lasiosphaeriaceae.